AUGGCUCCCACAAUCGUCAGAAAUGCUUGUAUCUUCACGAGCACAAAGGACGCAGACGACGUUGUCGCCGGGUGUCUGGUUUUUCAGGAUGAUGGCUUGAUCCAAUAUGUGGGCCCAGAGGAGGGUUUGGAGAGCCACUGUCAGGCCAUCAUGCCUGCUUCUGGUAGUGGUGUCACAGAGAUUGACGUCGACAACCGCAUCGUGACCCCCGGCUUCAUCGACAGCCACGUCCACAUGUUGCAUUUCGGGCUGUCGCUAGGCAAGCUCGAUGUCAUGUCGUGCAAGACCCUCGAGCAGAUCCGGGACAAGAUUCGGAGGUUUGGACGCUCGCACCCGUCUGAGCCGCGGGUCCUGUGCAAGGGUUGGAUUCAGGCCUCGGCCGCCGGACAGGCUCUGGCGAGCAUGCUGGACGACCUUGAUCCUCGGCCGAUCUACGUUGAAGCCCUGGAUCUGCAUUCGAUAUGGCGCAGCACCGUGGCAUAG
Messenger RNA from Cladophialophora psammophila CBS 110553, 483 nucleotides. RefSeq lists its product as uncharacterized. The coding region runs from base 1 to 483 and encodes 160 amino acids. Lineage: Eukaryota; Fungi; Ascomycota; Eurotiomycetes; Chaetothyriales; Herpotrichiellaceae. The transcript has a single exon. The record is from RefSeq and is a predicted model, not a curated record. Gene Ontology annotation, molecular function: hydrolase activity, acting on carbon-nitrogen (but not peptide) bonds.